UAUAAAUAAUGGACAUUUAUCUAUUGUGGUGCCAUACAAAAGAUUUACAAUGAAGUUUCAGCUACUUUACUCCCUCACAAUUUGUUUGUUAGCUUUUGUAGCAAGUAGUGAUGCAGCUAUAUCACCAGAGGUUUAUUGGAAAAUAAAAAUGCCCAACACUCGUAUGCCCAAAGUGAUCAGAGAUUUCCUUCCCCAAGCAGAGAAUGACGUUGGUGACACAAAGGAGAAAGUAUACUAUGGUUUGCACCAACAUGGAAUCUUGGUUUUUAGUGCUGCUACUGAUGAACAGAUUCAUGACCUAAAAAGGGAAACCCCAAAUGCACAUCUUCGACAAGUAAUUCAAGAAAGUAUUAUUAAUAGUGAUUUUCAAGAUAAUAAUUUCCUUUACAAACCUUACUUCUUAGAAAACGACUUGGAAAAAGGAAACAUCGUCAAUUUUCCCUCUCUAAAAAAUAAAAACGAAGCACCGAUUUGGCCUAGACAAUUUGUUGAAUCGAUUCCCUUCUCAUCGAAAAAAAUUCCAGAAAUUCUAAACCAUUUCUCAAUAAAUAGUUCAAAGGACGCUCAAACAAUCAAGGAAACAAUUAAAUUUUGUGAAGCGCCAGGGAAGAAAGGACAAAAGCAAAAUUGUGCAACUUCUUUGGAGUCUAUGGUAGAUUUUGGGAUAUUCAUGCUUGGAACAAACAAUGUUAAGGUAAUUGCAACGGAAGUACAAGUGGAAAAUCAAAUGUUGUUGCAAAAAUACACUAUUGAAGAAGUUGAACAAAUAGGUGAGGGGGUUAACAUGGUAUGCCACAAACUUAACUACGCGUAUGCAGUACAUUUUUGUCAUGGUGGAGGAAGUACGAAGACAUUUAUGGUAUCGAUGAUUGGUGUUGAUGGAACAAAAGUUAAAGCAGUAUCGAUAUGUCACAAAGAUACAUCUCUUUGGAAUCCCAAAGGAUUGCCUUUUGUAGUGCUUAAUGUUAAGCCUGGAACUACGCCAAUUUGUCAUUUCCUUCAAGAUGAUCAAAUCGCCUUUUUACCUUAUCAAGAGGUCUAACAAAAUGGCCGAAGGGUUAAAAUGGAACAAGGUUGAGUUGGAGUGCCAAAAUGAAAUUUAGGAACAGUCGAUCACUUGAGUUGUUUAAUCCACAAAGUAUCUGUAGUUUGUGUCACGCUAUUAUUUAUGCAACAAUGUCUAGUUUGAUAAUAAUAAUAAUUGUAACAACUUCCGAACUAUCUACUUUAGCGAUGUUACAACUUCUGAACUAUCCGAUAUGCCAUAGGGACAUCAACUCUUUAACUCUUUGUACAUUUAUUUUUCUUUGCCCAAAUAU
This is a messenger RNA of Solanum tuberosum (potato), 1319 nucleotides long. RefSeq names its product BURP domain-containing protein 5-like. The record is from RefSeq and is a predicted model, not a curated record. NCBI's taxonomy places the organism in Eukaryota, Viridiplantae, Streptophyta, Magnoliopsida, Solanales, Solanaceae. The transcript is spliced from 3 exons. Bases 50 to 1042 code for a protein of 330 amino acids.